UGUAGCAGCUCUUGAAUGGAUGGAGAAUUUAAACCGGAAGUGCGUUUAUGUUUUCUAUUUUUGCUUUUUGGUGCUGCAUUCAUUCAAAGCCUACGUUUGCGGCUUGUCUGAAAACGAUGUCUGCAAUGGAGGUCCCAGGACCAGAAAGCGAUUGGAGAAGCCCUGCAUUCCGACAGAAAGUUGUUGCACAAAUUGAAGAGGCGAUGAGAAAGGCUGGGACUGCACACACGAAGUCCAGCAAUGAUAUGGAGAAUCAUGUUUAUGUCAAAGCCAAAUCUAGAGAAGAAUACUUGUCCCUGGUAGCAAGGUUGAUCAUUCACUUCAGAGACAUUCAUAAAAAGGCACAAGGAGGAGGUCUGGAUCCCAUGAAUGCCCUGACAAAUCUCACAGGGGUUCCAGGGGGCAUCGCCAUGGGGCCUAGGCCACCUGGUGCACCCAUGGGUGGCAUGGGGACCAUGGGGCAGAUGCAAAUGGGUCAGCAUGCAAUGGCAGGUGUGGCUGGAAAUCCUCAAGCGAGGACCUCCAAACUCAUAUUCCUGUGUCCUCCAUGAGGCUCAGAGCAUGUGAGCAGAGAUGAGUGGGAGCAGAGCGAGGAGCAGAAUUUGACUGCAGCUGGGGAAAUGGACGUGGAGCGCUCUGUGUGCAGUGAGCUGGAUUUCCGACCGCUCAACUCGGCUCACAGGCACUGCUCUACACUCAUAUUUCUGUUUCCUCAGUAACGCUCAGGUGUAGUGCUUUUCCUCCAGGGCUUUCCCCAAGUUCUCAGCUGGAGGAUGUGUGUCUGUUUUGUCCUCAUCCUCCCUGUAGUAGGAGGUCCAGGGCAGAUGCAGAUGCAGCAGAUUGCCCAGCAGCAGUCCAUUCAGUUCCAGCAGUUCCAGGCACAGCAGCAACAGACAGCCAUGCAACAACAGCAACAGACGGCCAUGCAGCAGCAGCAGACAGCUAUGCAACAACAGACAGCCAUACAGCAGCAGCAGUUUCAGGUCCAGCAGCAGCUGAAGCUGCAACAGUUACAGCAGCAACACCAUCAGAACCAACAGCUCCAACAGCAGCACCAAAACCAGCAGCAGCAGCAGGCCCAAAACCAGCAACAACAGAACCAGAUGCACCCAUCAAGGCUCCAGCAACAACAGCAGAUAGUUCAGUUACAACUCCAACAGCAGCAUGCCCAGGCCCAGGCACAAGCUCAAGCCCAGGCCCAAGCCCAGGCCCAAGCACAAGCCCAGGCGCAGUCCAUUCAGCACAUGGUCCAGCAGCAGCAGCAGGUUCAGGCCCAGUCUCAGCCCCAGGCGGCCCAGCUACCCCCCCACUCCCAGCAGCAGCAGGGCAUGGUGCCCCAGUCUCUCGCUGGACAGAUGACCUCCACACAGCACGUGCCCAUCAGCUCGCUCAGUCAGCAGCAGCAACAGCUCAAGAUCCAAGCAUUGCAGGCUAGAGCGAUACAGCAGCAGCAAGUCCAGCAGGCCCAGCAGGCAGCGCAGCAAGCCCAACAGGCGGCAGCCCAGGCCCAGCUAGCUGCAGCAGUACCUGGACAGAUGAUGAUGCCCCGCCUUGGGAUGCAAAUUCCACCCCGGUUGCCCCGCGCUGCCCCGAACCCCGCCAUACCUCCAAACUCUGCUGCCAUGGGAGGACAGCAAAUGCCACAGGUUCAGCAGCACCAGAUGAUGUCAUCGCCCUCGCCGGUACAGGUGCAGACCCCCCAGUCCAUGCCCCCCCCUCCCCAGCCACAGCCAUCCCCACAGCCCCCGUCCUCCCAGCCCAACUCAGUCAGCAGUUCUGGUCCCACACCGUCGCCAGGUGGCUUCCAGCCUAGCCCAUCCCCCCAGCCCUCGCAUAGCCCAGCCACCGCACGCACCCCCCAGAACUAUAGCGUCCCCUCCCCAGGACCCCUCAACACCCCAGGGAACCCCAGUUCAGUGAUGAGUCCAUCCGGGGCCAAUCAGCAGGAGGACCAGCAGUACAUGGAGAAACUCAAACAGCUCUCCAAAUACAUCGAGCCGCUGCGCAGGAUGAUCAACAAGAUAGACAAAAAUGAAGAUAGGAAAAAGGACCUGAGUAAGAUGAAGAGCCUGCUGAACAUUCUCACUGACCCCAACACAAGGUGUCCUCUCAGAACCUUACAGAAGUGUGAGAUAGCACUGGAGAAACUGAAGAAUGAUAUGGCUGUGCCGACGCCACCCCCUCCACCUGUGCCCUGCACCAAGCAGCAGUACCUGUGCCAGCCCCUCUUGGAUGCCGUCAUGGCAAACAUCCGCUCGCCUGUCUUCAACCAUUCCCUGUACCGUACCUUCGCCCCAGCCAUGACAGCCAUCCACGGGCCGCCCAUCAUGGGCCCCAUCAUCGCGGCCCGGAAGAGGAAACACGAGGAGGAUGACCGUCAGACCAUCCCCAACAUCCUGCAGGGGGAGGUGGCCCGUCUUAAUGCCAAGUUCCUGGUCAACCUGGACCCUUCGUUCUGCAGUAACAACGGCACUGUGCACCUCAUCUGUAAACUAGAUGAUAAGAACCUGCCAAGUGUGCCUCCUCUCCAGCUCAGCAUCCCAGCAGACUACCCAGACCAGAGCCCUCAGUGGGCAGACGACGGGCAAGUGUAUGGUGCUAACCCCUUCCUACAAAACGUUCACAGAAAUAUGACCUCCAAGCUCCUACAGCUCCCAGACAAGCACUCAGUGACUGCACUUCUCAAUACUUGGGCCCAGAGUGUCAGACAAGCCUGUCUUUCAGCAGCAUAGACAAGAAGCUCACCUCACCUGUCCAGCAUAACUUAUCACUAAGACGGUGCAAACUGGAAGGAGUGGGCUACCACAUCUUGGAGCACCAGCUCUCCCCUAUCACUAGGGUGUGCUGCUGAGGGUUCUAUACAAACUGUAUUAUGAGAAGGUCCAUUUGGGAUGAGUUAUGUAAAGAAUUUUGAGUUGAGAAAAUGUAUAACCAAUAACUGAACACGUUGCGGUGUAAAGCUUUGAAGUGUGUGUGUGUGUGUAUAUACUCAUAAGGGAUUUUUGUUUUGUUCUCAUGAAUAAAAACUUUUCUGUU
Messenger RNA from Oncorhynchus mykiss (rainbow trout), 3036 nucleotides. The record is from RefSeq and is a predicted model, not a curated record. Lineage: Eukaryota; Metazoa; Chordata; Actinopteri; Salmoniformes; Salmonidae.